Pomacea canaliculata is the source of this 5454-nucleotide messenger RNA. Its product is annotated as sodium-dependent multivitamin transporter-like. Lineage: Eukaryota; Metazoa; Mollusca; Gastropoda; Architaenioglossa; Ampullariidae. Bases 1415 to 3526 code for a protein of 703 amino acids. Gene Ontology annotation, biological process: sodium ion transport; transmembrane transport. The record is from RefSeq and is a predicted model, not a curated record. The transcript is spliced from 17 exons. Gene Ontology annotation, molecular function: symporter activity. Gene Ontology annotation, cellular component: membrane.
UGUGCGUGUGUGUGUGGGUGUGUACAAGGUUGUAUAUAUGUUUGCUUCAAGUGGGGAGACGACUUGUUUCAAUGUGGCUCAACAUCAAAACUGAACGCACCGACACUACAGACAGGUACACACGGACUACACCUCGUGUGCGUGCGUCUGUCUGUGUGCGUGCGUGCGUGCUGCCGCACUGGCUCCACAGCUAGACACUCACUUUGGGACAGCUGUUCAGGGUCCAUCCGGCAAGGGUGGUGUUGACAAGAGUUGACAACCACAACCAUCCAGGCUCUGCGUCCUGUUGACACAGCCAGUGAUACUCGCCAGUCAUCUACCUACCGCAGGGAGGGAGACAAGGACGGGUGUGCACGCCUGCUACAGCAAGAUUACAAUAAAUAAAGAGGGCGGUAUCAUACACCCAUAAACCUUCGCCACCUUGCGUCAUCUGAUCCGCCGACUCCUCCGCCGCCAUAUCUCACACACACACCACAGCAUUGCCUCCCCUGCACACCUCUGCUCCCCUCCCUUGCUCUCCCUCCUUCCUUCCUUCCCGACGCCUACAGGUGGUGAAGACGUCUGACUGGACGUCAUUGCCAGGCAGUCCUUUGAUCACCUGUCGACUGCCGCACCGCCUCACAACUGUCGCAGCCCCCGGCACGGACAGCACCUGCAGCAGUCGUUGUUGUCGUGUGACUGACGUCUCUCUCAAGGGUCACAACUGACUUUGGAGAGACCUUAUGUUGGAAAGUUAAGGCCAGGCGGGCAGCUGUGAAAUCCAUCCGAGUCUGAUGAUACAGAGUCCCCGACCUGACCACGACUACCAGCCUCGUCUCCAGCCAGUCGGUGGAGAGGCCAGUCAACCUCAACCAUCCAGAAGGCAAACGAUCUGCUCCACCAGUCUUUGUCCUGAGCUGUUCUGUUCUCUACUUUUUACCUCCGUGUGCUGCUGCUGCCAUUAGUGUCUUACAGAACCUGACAAAAACUGAAAGCAUCUUACUAUAGCCAUAUGUACAAAAGUUGUUGUCUGCUCUUUUUUACAUCUGAAGAAACUGCCAGCACCGAUCUUUACUGAAAGUCUGGAACUCGUUCAACCUUUGUCCCUCGACGUCUAGGCUCCCACGUGCACCGCCACCUGGACUGUAGCAGCUGCUCAUCGCCAUACUCGUGAGGAAGAGAGUGGGACAAAAGCGCCAGCAAUUCUUGUGAAAAAUAAUAACAUUGUUUUUGACUAUAGUACAUAUCACAUUCCAACGGGAAUUCUUCACCAAACCUGAAGACAAAAAAAUUCAUUGUUGUUGUUAUCUGAACUCUUCCAGCUGCAUCUUAGACCCUGCUACUAAAAAAACUUCGUGGAACAUUUCCUGACAUUGUGUUCAACCAAGAGUUUCUAUUUCAGUCCACAAGAAGCCGCUCCCACAGACACGUUACAAUGUCGUCUGACAUCAGCAUCGUGACAGGACAGACCAAACGAUUCACUCCUCUCGACUACGCCAUCUUCGCCGCCAUCUUGGUCAUCUCCGCUGGCAUCGGCUUCUACCAUGCGUGGAAGGACCGGCGCAACAAGAACCUGAAGGACUUCCUGAUGGCGGGCCGCAACAUGCACGUGCUGCCCGUGGCGCUGUCCAUGGUGGCCAGCUUCAUGUCGGCCGUCACGCUGCUGGGGGUCCCCGUGGAGAUGUACGCCUACAACUCCAUGUACUUCUGGAUCGGCCUGGGCUACACGGCGGUCAUGUUCGGCGCCGCCUACCUGUAUGUCCCCAUCUUCUACAUGCUCAGGGUCACCAGUGUCUACGAGUACCUAGAGAAAAGGUUCAGCAAGAUGGUCAGGACCGCAGCCUCCAUGACCUUCGUUGUCCAGAUGACCAUGUACAUGGCUAUAGUACUCUACGCACCGUCGCUGGCCCUGAAUGCAGUGACUGGCUUCACCCUGUGGGGUUCGGUUGUUUCCGUGGGAGUAGUGUGCACCAUCUACACUGCAUUUGGAGGGAUGAAGGCGGUGCUGUGGACGGACUGCUUCCAGACGGUCAUUAUGCUCGUCGGCCUUCUGGCCGUCCUCAUCAAGGGUUCCAUUGCAGUGGGCGGCUUUUCCAAGGCUUGGGAGAAGAUGGAGCAGUCCAAUCGAGUGAGGUUCGAUGAUGUGAGCUUCGACCCUUCAGUUCGUCACACUGUGUGGUCGCUGACCAUCGGCGGGUACUUCACCUGGGUGGCCAUCUACGGCGUCAACCAGGCGCAGGUCCAGCGAGCAUGCACGUGCCCCACGCUCAGACGAGGACAGAUAGCUCUUCUCCUGAACGCACCUGGCCUGUGCUGCAUCUUGUACCUGGGCUGUCUCAUCGGCGUCGUCGUCUACGCUUUCUACAGUGAAUGCGACCCCAUUGGUGCCAAACUCAUCGACAGUAAGGACCAGAUUCUGCCCUUGUUUGUGAUGGAUGUUCUUGGUGAUGUCAUCGGUCUGCCAGGACUGUUCGUGGCCUGUCUCUUCAGUGGAGCACUCAGCACCAUAUCCUCCGGCCUGAACUCAAUAGCUGCCGCAGUGCUGGAGGAUGUAGUCAGACUGUACUGGGCCAAAGACAUCUCCGACCUGUGGGCCACCCGCCUCACCCAGAUCAUCGCUCUCAUCUUUGGGGUUCUGUGUCUGGCUCUCACCUACGUGGCUUCUCAGCUGGGAAACGUUCUGCAGGCGGCGCUGUCUUUGUUUGGAAUGAUUGCUGGUCCUCUUCUAGGUGUCUUCACUCUCGGCAUGAUGUGUCCAUGGGCCAACCAGUGGGGCGCCAUUAGCGGACUUUUUUUCAGCCUCGUCUUCAUGUUCUGGAUUGGUGUCGGCGCUUUUAUCGAAAAGCCGCCCAUCAAGCCACCGCCAGCUUUCCUCAAUCUGUCAGGAUGUGGAAACUUUUCCUUCAACGUCAUAAGCAACAUAACAACGACUCACAUGACGACGAUAGCAACAACCUUAUCCACCAACAGCUCUACAACACCAACGGAAAAAUCACCAGAGUAUUACCUGUACACUCUGUCCUACAUCUGGUAUGGAAUGUAUUCUGUCCUUGCCGUUGUCAUCGUGGGACUCAUCAUCAGUUUCCUUACAGGCUACACGCGGCCCUCCACAGUGGACCCCAAGCUGAUCAUCCCCAUCUUCGACAUCAUCCCGCCAUUCCGCUUCCUGCCAGAGUCUAUACGCAAGCCUCUGCGCUUUGGCAUCGUACACAAAGGAAAAUACGACAACAUGCCGACAGAGGAAGAUACACUGAAGGUGAUGGAGGAACUGGCCAGUAAAUCGCUGGGCGACGUGCUGGACAAGACCAUUGUGGUCAGUGCCAACGGCACCAAGAGUAAGGAAAGCAACGGAGUGGUCAACCCUGCCCACACUUACUCAGAUGAAAAUGAACUCAGGGAGAGGAAUGGAAAGACACCCGCCAGGGGCGUCAACGGCGCUGAUGGAACAGCGGGACCCACUCGAGGGUACAUCAACAGGGGCAUGGAGGGGGAGAGCGACGAGGAGGGAUACCAUCCGCCAACUGACUACCAGGUCACGAGGAUUUAAAGACAAUACAGAGCCAGCAAACGGAUGGGGGAGGGGAUGCAUGCGUGUGUUCGUGCGUGUUUGCGUGCGUGUGUGCGAAGUUUUGCCUGUGUAGGAUAUGCUGAUGUGUAUGAGUGUCUGUACGCGUGCGUGUUAACAGUAAGACCAACACUUCUACCCAAGCUGCAUCUCGUGAUCAUCACGGCGAUGAUGCUAAUGAUAACGACACCAGAGGAAAUUUCCGAUGAAGACUGUUGUACUCAAAGCCAGUUCUAGGAGGAAAAGGAUGUAAGCCAAAUGUUCUGUAUUCAGACAGAUGAAAAUAUAAAGAAAACUGACCAAAUGAUAUUAUAAGGUGAUGAAUGCAUCAAAAGCAAAAGUUUAGAACCUGUGAGUUGAAAUUUGAGUGAAGGCCAUUUGUAGAGCACACUGAUCUUAUAAAACAGUUCAAAACACUGAGGUUGUCAUGUUGUAGUCAUAUCUGUAUUUUCUGUGAUCUUGAUGAAUUUUUCCAGUGACCUACUACAAUUGAACAGUGUUGUUGUUUCGUGACCCCAGUGAAGCAGUUCACAAACAUCAAACAAGCAGUAAACAGUUUACUUACUUUUUAGUGAUUUUUGUUGUUUUCGCAACAAAUUUACCUUCAGGUUUGAUCAACAAUGUAAUAUUUUCUAAUGAUAUAGUACUCUUGUUUAAUCUGCGUUUGACUUGAUUUAGCCUGUCUCUGUAGUAAUCCUCUACCAUGGCAAUAUUUAAGGAAAUUACAUUCUGAAGUUAAAAAAGAAAAUCUGUGCUAAAACUGUUUUCCUGAAUCCAGUUGUCUCAGCUGAAGAAGGAAUUUCAUUUCCUUCAUUGUCGUCUGAUAGAGGCCAGGAAAAAGAGGGAGGGUUAAUUCGUUCAUUGGGAGGUUAAUUAGUUCAUUGCGGAAAUUGGCUGAGAUCCUGGUCACUUCAAGUUUCAGCUUUGUCACUACAGACCUCCUGACGAUGUUCAGAAUCAAUUUAUACAAAAUAUAGAAAGCUUCUGAUUUUUCUAGAAAUAUUGCAGGAAAGAUACAGUUUUUGCGAUGUCAGAGUUAGUUUUUUUUUGUGGAUUGGUACCAAAAAUAGUGGCUGUGAUACCUUGACAGUAUACAGUAUAGAGAUUUUUACUAGUGGCGGGUUUUUGUAUUUUCUUUGGGGAAUUUUUUUUUUUUUGGGGGGGGGUGUUUGUUUGGGGGGUUUCUUGUAUCAGUGUGUUGUAAAAAUUCCUUGUUUUAGUUUUAUUAUUACGAAAAUAGUCAGAUUUUAUUUUUAUUGUCUAAUAACUGAUUCUCACCCUGACUAUCAGGAGCGCUUAGGGUCUAUAAUGACUUUACUCAGCUCAUUUCAAGGCACCACAGGUAUGGAGUUCGGAGGAGGGAGGAGUGGAUCGAGGCUGGAGGUUCCACACUCCCAGAUUCGGUUCCAGUGUGGUGCAGCGAACAUCCCAGGUGCUGAAUGAGUACCUGACCCUUGACCCCUUAAAAAAGAUUCAGGGAAGAUAGCAAAGAGAGGUGGUGGGUACCGCCCUCAGCAAAAGCUGUCCCCCGAGAUUCCUAACCUCACUUCCCGAAGAAUUGCAGGACUAACAUUUCUUAGUGUCGGUUAGUUCAUGUUGAUGCUGUUUUAAUGGCCUAAGUCAACAUUUUUCUGUUUCUUAUAAAAUGAUGCUUGACAAUGAAAUGAUGCUUUCUGCUCACCCAACACAAUUUGAAACUGCGCUUCUGUGACAGCUGUGCGAUGGUUAAAAGAAACAGUUGAGGGAACGAGAAUAUACAUUUUUAAAUAUGAUAGACACGUUUAAGUUAAUAUAUUCAGAAACUAGUUAAUUAACUCAAUGUUUACUUGUAAAUGAAGAUUGUCUGUAUUUUAGAAUGAUUAUUUUGCGAAACAAAAGGUGCCUAAGAUAAUUAAAAAUGAGUAAAAGAA